AUGGGUAAACGGUUGUUGUUGUAUCAUGAGGAUGAGGAUGAGGAUGAGGAUGAGGAUGAGGAUGAGGAUGAGGAUGAGGAUGAGGAUGAGGAUGAGGGUGAGGAUGAGGAUGAGGGUGAUAUGGUGGCGGGAAGCCUGGGGAUGCUACCAUUCGAACGGCAUCUCAGCUAUGCCCUGACCUUAUCAAGCUCCCUGAGCGCGAAAGCGGGAGGCAAGGGCUGGCUGGUGGUGGAGGAGAAACAUGCGAUCUGGGACUUCCUCAACCGCCGCUGCCUCGAUAUCGAUGCCCGCACGAGGAUGACUGCACAGGAGGCUCUGAGGCAUCCCUUCCUCGCUAGUGGUAUCAAGUAA
Molecule: messenger RNA, 351 nt
Organism: Guillardia theta CCMP2712
Lineage: Eukaryota; Cryptophyceae; Pyrenomonadales; Geminigeraceae
Exons: 2
Coding region: 1-351 (116 amino acids)
Source: RefSeq, a predicted model, not a curated record